Molecule: messenger RNA, 2248 nt
Organism: Phalacrocorax carbo (great cormorant)
Lineage: Eukaryota; Metazoa; Chordata; Aves; Suliformes; Phalacrocoracidae
Source: RefSeq, a predicted model, not a curated record
GGCUUCCGUAGCGGUGGGUGGGAGGCGGUAGCCGGUAGCGGCCCCUCCCGCUGCCGUGCCCGGAGUGAGUGGGUGGCGGGACGAGUUGCGGCGCUGCUGGGCGCCGCGCCAUGGGGCCCGGCCGCCUCUCGCCGUCCCUUCUGCCGCGCUGCUGGCGGGCGGCGGCGGCGGCUCUCGGCGCGUCCCGGUGCCGUGGCGGGCCGUUCUCCGCCCGGCCGCUGACCGCCGCCGCUCGCCUGCGGGCUCCCCAGCGGCCGCCGGGCAGGGGCGAGCCGCCGCGGGCGGGCGGCGGAGCGCGGUGGAAGGGGGUGGCGGAUGCCGGCGGGGAUGAAGAAGCAGAAGAAGAGGAUGAGGAUGAGGAUGAUGUGGAGGAGCUGCUGGGCCCCUCCCCGCUGGCCGUGGAGGCCGGCGCGCAGCGGGUGGCCGUGGUGCAGCCGGCGGUCAAGUGGGGCCCGAAGAAGUCGCCGCUGACGAGGGCUGAAUUACAGAUUGCUGAAGCUGUUGCUCUUGUAGAUACUCUUCAGAACUGGACGGUUUUAGACAAAAUAAUUCUUCCUACCAAAAAUCCUGACAAGAAGUUUAUUUUUGGCAAAGGAAACUUUGAGGUUUUGACAGAAAAGAUUAAAAAAUUGCCCCAUGUGACAGCUGUCUUCUUGAAUGUGGAAAGAAUAUCUUCACUAACAAAGAGAGAGCUAGAAGAUGCCUGGGGCGUGAAAGUCUUUGACAGAUACACAGUUGUACUUCACAUUUUUCGCUGUAAUGCCCGGACCAAAGAAGCAAAACUGCAGAUAGCAUUGGCUGAAAUUCCACUCCGCAGGUCAAAUCUAAAAAAUGAGGUGUCUCAGCUAGAUCAGCAGAGAGGUGGAUCAAGAUACAUCAUGGGCUCAGGUGAAACAUUCAUGGAGACACAGAAUCGUAUCUUGAAAGAAAGAGAACUUAAAAUUAGGAAUGCACUGGAGAAACUAAGAAGAAAAAGGUCUUUACUUAGAACUCAGCGCAGAAAAUGCGAGUUCCCGACUAUCUCAGUAAUGGGCUAUACUAAUUGUGGAAAAACUACCUUGAUCAAAGCCUUAACUGGGGAAGCAGGACUUCAACCCAGAGAUCAGCUGUUUGCCACUCUUGAUAUUACAGCCCAUGGUGGCUAUCUGCCCUCACAUAUGGCAGUUAUUUAUGUCGACACUAUUGGGUUUCUGACUGAUCUUCCACAUAAUCUGAUUGAGUCCUUUUUUGCUACAUUAGAAGAAGUGGCUUACUCAGAUCUGAUAGUUCAUGUGAGAGAUAUUACUCAUCCAGAAACCGUCCUCCAGAAAGCAACUGUUCUGUCAGUUCUGAAGAAUCUUAAUCUUCCCAGCCAUUUAUUGGACUCAAUGGUAGAAGUUCAUAACAAAGUGGAUUUGAUAGAAAGGUAUAAACCCACUGAAGAAAAUGCUUUAGCCAUUUCUGCUCUGCAUGGGCAUGGUUUAGAAAAGCUGAAAGAAGAAAUAGAGAAAAAAAUUUUGACAGCAACAGGGAAGAAGAUUCUGACAGUUAACAUCAACUUAGAGGGACCUCAGCUAAGUUGGCUUUAUAAAGAAGCAACAGUUCAGGAAGUAGAAGUCAUGCCUGAAGAUGGCACAGCCAGAGUGAAGGUGAUAAUCAGCAGUUCUGCUUUUGGCAAAUACAGAAGCCUCUUUCCUAACAGUAAGAUUUUGUUGCCAUGAAACUGCAUCCUUCUCUAGGAAAAGAAACUGAUCUCAUUAAGAGGAUGUGAAAUGAAGUUAAGGACCUGGUAUCCUGGGUGUUGAAGAGUGUGUUUCUUCCCCAGUUGAUGUUUUUGGCACACUUUAGAAAUGGACACUGUUUCAGAAAACAUCUGGAAACAAGAGCUUCGAGCUUCAUUCUGUCAGCAAGUGCAAGGACAGCACUAAAUUUUAACAUUAAAACAGUUGUUGGCUAUAAGCUGUGGAUCCUAAACACGUGGAAAUCACUGGAUGGCAUCUGAAUUAACCUUCAGGAAAGUACCAAGUUUCUUACAUAAAUGAAGAUUUUUAUGCUAUUUUUUAGAAUAGAAUAAUAAUUAAGGUCCUUGGAAAAUGAAAGUUUGGGAGCAACACAUUGUUGGCUUGUGUAUACAGAAUACAGAUAGGUUCGUGCAUUCUGCUUCAAUACAUUUUUAAGUAAAAUAACUGCCGUGUCUUACUGCACUGGAAAAAAACCCCAUAGAUUUGUAUGUUUAAAGUAAUAAAUAAAGGUAACUCUAUGGGUAAAA